Aspergillus homomorphus CBS 101889 is the source of this 1051-nucleotide messenger RNA. Its product is annotated as putative mitochondrial 2-oxodicarboxylate carrier protein. Lineage: Eukaryota; Fungi; Ascomycota; Eurotiomycetes; Eurotiales; Aspergillaceae. The record is from RefSeq and is a predicted model, not a curated record. The transcript is spliced from 5 exons. Gene Ontology annotation, biological process: transmembrane transport. Bases 26 to 943 code for a protein of 305 amino acids.
UUUUUUUUCAAUUGCAGUACACAAAAUGUCGAACAACAACCAGCAGAAGCCCCUGCCCUUCCAGUACCAGUUCAUGGCUGGUGCGGUGGCUGGUGUGUCCGAGAUUCUAGUCAUGUACCCACUUGACGUGGUGAAGACGCGAGUCCAGCUACAAACCGGCCCCGCGACGGCAGGCGGCGACCACUACAACGGCAUGUUCGACUGCCUGCGCAAGAUCGUGAAGAACGAAGGCUUCUCGCGCCUAUACCGCGGCAUCUCGGCCCCAAUUCUAAUGGAAGCGCCUAAGCGCGCAACCAAGUUCGCAGCGAACGACAGCUGGGGCAGCUUCUACCGCAACCUCUUCGGCGCAGCGGAGCAAACGCAAUCCCUGGCCAUCCUGACGGGCGCCACAGCGGGCGCGACCGAGUCGUUCGUGGUGGUGCCGUUCGAGCUGGUCAAGAUCCGGCUGCAGGACCGCGCAUCGGCGGGCAAGUACAACGGGAUGCUGGACGUGGUGCGCAAGAUCGUGGCGGCGGAGGGACCGCUGGCGCUGUACAACGGGCUGGAGUCGACGCUGUGGCGGCACAUCCUGUGGAACGCGGGCUACUUCGGGUGCAUCUUCCAGGUGCGGGCGCAGCUGCCUGCGGCGGCGCCGGGCAACAAGGCGCAGCAGACGCGCAACGACCUGAUUGCGGGCACGAUCGGCGGCACGGCGGGCACGCUGCUGAACACGCCCAUGGACGUCGUCAAGAGCCGCAUCCAGAAUACCGAUAAGGUGCCGGGCCAGGUGCCCAAGUACAACUGGGCGUGGCCUGCUGUUGGGACGGUGAUGAAGGAGGAGGGCUUCGCGGCGCUGUACAAGGGGUUCAUUCCCAAGGUGCUGCGGUUGGGGCCUGGUGGGGGCAUUCUGUUGGUCGUGUUCACUGGGGUUAUGGAUUUCUUUCGCAAGAUGCGCGAGGAGUAGAUUUUAUUCAUUGAUAGACGGACAGGAUAGGAGAUUAGAGGGGUCUCUGUGCAAUAGACGGUUGAUUGCAUUCCAUGCGAAUAGUGUAAUUGUCACGGUUUAUCAAGG